Alosa alosa (allis shad) is the source of this 939-nucleotide messenger RNA. Its product is annotated as DELTA-sagatoxin-Srs1a-like. The record is from RefSeq and is a predicted model, not a curated record. Bases 145 to 672 code for a protein of 175 amino acids. The transcript is spliced from 3 exons. Gene Ontology annotation, molecular function: channel activity. Gene Ontology annotation, cellular component: pore complex. Lineage: Eukaryota; Metazoa; Chordata; Actinopteri; Clupeiformes; Clupeidae. Gene Ontology annotation, biological process: cytolysis in another organism; pore complex assembly; monoatomic cation transport.
CGGCGAAGAUGCUGUCUAUGCCGUGGAUCAGGAAGUGCUGCCAGAUAAUCUGGAACCUCCUUACCUUGAGCAGGUCGGAAAAAAAGAGAGAAGAGAACGAAGGAAGAGAAGAGAAAGUGAGGAGAAGAAGAGAUCUGAGCAAUCAUGUGCGACACAGCUGAUGCAGCGGCGGCUCUAACCACCAAUCGUAACUGCACCAUUGAGAUCACCAACCUCAGCAGUUACUUCUGCCUGGUCAACCCUAAGAUCCACAUGUCCAGUGGCUUCAACUUCAACCCCCCGCAGCCGACGGUGCGCACCAUGAAGACGGAGGUGUGCUCCUUCACCAAGGACGACAACACGGCCACGGGCGCCGUGGGGGUGCUCACCUACGAGCUCUUCCACAUGCAGAACCGCCACUGCAACGAGCAGGUGGCCAUCAUGUUCUCCGUGCCCUUCGACUACCGGUUCUACAAGAACUGGCUGGGCGUGGGCCUGUUCGAGCACACGCGCGCCACCGACGAGGAUCUCUACAAGCUCAUGUACUACGAGAAGGACUUCACGAACUUCCAGCGCCACGAGGCCAAGGGCCAAGGGGUCAGGUACAGCGGACGCGCCGUGGACGUCAUGGCGACCAUGUCCGACAACGGCCGCGCCAUCCUCAAGAUGGAGGUGUACGAUAAAAUGACAUAGGAUGGGAACAGGCCAGGAUGCAACGGGAGAUAGAGAGGAGUUAAAGUUGGAUAAAACGGGAUUAGAUGGGAUUUGAGAGGAUGUGAGGGAUGCAUGAAACAUGACAGGCACAAAUCAAUGGAUGCCCAAAGAAGGUUCAAAGAGAUCAAGAUCUCUUUUUCAAGAUGUUGUGUGCAUGAUAUUGCAUACGAUUUCUUAAUAAAAAAAUAAACAAAGUAAUGUACGGUGCUGUCCUUAUGCUGAUAAUAAAGGAACUGUAUUGUGCAA